GUUGAGGGUGAAAAAGAGGCUAUUGUACAAGGUCAGGAGUAUGGCAAAGGAAAAGCUGCAUGGUGGUUGGGCUGAAGCAUAUGAGCUGUUGCCUAGAUAUGCUGAGAUGAUUAAGCAAACAAACCCAGGGAGUCAUGCACUUAUAACAUGGGGGGCCAGUAGUGGGGAUGUGAACCCAAAAUUCAGAGCUUGCUUCUUCUCAUUUGCUGCACAAGUCAGGGGGUUUCUAAGGGGUUGUAGGCCCAUAAUUGGAAUAGAUGGGGCUCAUUUAAGUGGUUUCUACAAGGGCAUUCUACUGACAGCAGUUGGCAUAGAUGGGAACAAUGAAAUUUUUGUUCUUGCCUAUGGGAUAGUAGACACUGAGAGUUGUGACAGUUGGACCUACUUCAUGAGAUGUUUGAGGCAAAUGUUUGAGCAGGAGGGUUGCAACAGAGAUGAUUGGACCUUCAUCAGUGAUAGGAUGAAGGGUGUUGAGUUGGCAGUUAGAGAAACUUUUCCUAGAGCAACUAGGAGAGUUUGCUGCCAACACCUAUACAUGAAUUGUAAGAACAAUGGCUCAGUGGAUCUGCAUUCCACAAGCUCUUUUGGAUAGCUGCUAAUGCAUACAAUGAGUAUGUGUUUGGUAAGGCCAUGGAAAAGAUCAGUGAGUACAAUGCAAAUGCCACUGCAUACUUGAACAGCUGCAUUGAGCAGUGGUCUAGGCAUAAGUUUGACUCUACUGUUUGUUGUGAUCACAACACAACAAACUUUGUGGAGUCAUUCAAUGCAUGCACAAAGCCCUUCAGAGACAUGCCUGUCUUCUCAUUAUUGGAAGCAAUCAGAAGUUGGUGUAUGCAGAGGGUGGGGGCUAGAUUUGACAAGGCAGUUGACAUGGAGGAAGGUCAGCUCACUGCAUAUGCAUUGAAAGAGUUAGAGGAGAGGACAGCUGAGUCCAGGUUAUGUUAUGCCACAGCAUGUGGAGGGGGUGAAUUUGAGGUUAGGGAUGGACAUGUCAACUUCCCAAUUAGGCUUGCAACAAGAAUUUGUGCCUGUGGGAAGUGGCAGAUCUGUGGAAUCCCCUGCAAGCAUGCACUGAGGGUCAUAUAUGACCAAAGGAUGAACCCCCAUGAUUUCAUAUCCCCAUGGUUCAAGGCUGCUGCAUACAAGCUAACCUAUGCAGAACAUAUUCAUCCUAUGGCAGAUCCAUCUCAGUGGCCUGACUUUGGCCUUCCUUCCAUUCAGCCUCCAACCAUCAAAAGACCAUCUGGCAGACCUGCUAAGAAGAGAAAGAGAGGGGCAAAUGAACCAAAGAAAGGGAAGAGGAACACAAAUCUGAAAUGUGGAAAGUGUAGAGAGUUUGGUCACAACUCAAGAACAUGCAAGAGUGGAGGAACAAGUGCCACUGGACCAAGCACUUCAAAGAGUGGUGCAGCAGGAGCAAGUACAUCAAAUGGGGGACCAAACACAAGGAAGAGGUCAAAGGCAGCUGCAUAGUCACCUCAGUUGGCUAUAUUUUGUGAAUUGUAGUGCACAAAGCUAAACUAACUUAGUCAAAUCAGUUUAGUCAGAAUCAGUUUAGUUAGAAUCAGUUUUUGGAAACAGUUGUGCAGAGAUCAUUUUUUGGAAACAGUGAAAUGCUUAGAACA
Messenger RNA from Spinacia oleracea (spinach), 1625 nucleotides. RefSeq lists its product as uncharacterized. NCBI's taxonomy places the organism in Eukaryota, Viridiplantae, Streptophyta, Magnoliopsida, Caryophyllales, Amaranthaceae. The record is from RefSeq and is a predicted model, not a curated record. The coding region runs from base 631 to 1473 and encodes 280 amino acids. The transcript is spliced from 3 exons. Gene Ontology annotation, molecular function: zinc ion binding.